AGCGGGACAGCAGGCUAGCCGAAGGUUGUCCUUAAGGAAUUUUUUUUACAGUAAUGGAAAUAAGUUUUAGGUCUGAGAAUUAGAAUAAAAGACCAACUUAAUCUGUACAAAGCAACGCUUUUUGUCAAAGUAGUGUUUCGGCUUACUUUUAAGAGAGACACGAGGGUAGCGGUCAAUCAAUGAGCUCUGUGGACGACCGACGUGACGUUAGAGAAGGAUAUAGAAAUGGAGGAGCAACGGUGAAGGGAUUAAUUCAGAAAGUCCAUCCUCCUCAGCGGUCCCUUAAUGAUUCACUGGAGGGAGAAAUUCAGGCCUUCCUCACUGAUGAAGACCAACUUUACACUUAUGAUGACCUCACCAAAGUCAACCCAGUGACCCCAGCGACAGUGCUGAAAUGCCUGCAGGCCAGGUACAGCAUGAAGGUGUUUUACACCCAUGCUGGCUGCACCUUGGUGGCUCUUAACCCCUUCCAGCCCAUUCCAGACCUCUACUCUCUGGAUGUGAUGAAGGAGUAUCAUUAUGCUCAUCAGCCCCAGAAGUUCAGGCCACAUAUCUUUAUUGUGGCAGAAGAAGCCUACAGGAAUGUUCGGGGCCAGCUGGAGCCGGUGAACCAGUCCUUGGUGGUCAGUGGUGAGAGUGGUGCUGGAAAGACUUGGACAUCUCGGUGCUUGAUGAAGUACUAUGCCACAGUGGCGUCCGUCUCGGUGGUGAAGAGUCAGGACACAGUGGAGAGGAUCGAGAGGAGAGUGCUGGACUCCAACCCUGUAAUGGAAGCUUUUGGCAAUGCCUGCACGCUUCGGAAUAACAACAGCAGUCGUUUCGGAAAGUACAUCCAGCUACAGCUGGACAGGUGUCAACUCUUAGUUGGGGCGUCUGUACAGACAUAUUUACUGGAGAAGACCAGGGUGGCCUGCCAACCAGCUAAUGAAAGAAACUUCCACAUCUUUUACCAGAUGAUGAAAGGGGCCACAGAUGAGCAGCGGAAAGAGUGGAAGAUGUCACAUGACCAAAGUUUUGUUUGGCUGCCAAAUUCCGAGAAAACAAUUGAGGAGGAUUGUUUCCAUGAGACAGUGGAAGCAAUGGUUCAUCUGGGCAUCAAUGCAGAAAGGCAAGGAGAAAUAUUUAGGAUAUUAGCAGGAAUUCUCCAGUUGGGAAAUGUCAGCUUCUCCUCUUCAGCAGAUGAAUCACAACCUUGUCACCUUGAUGCAAAAUCUAAAGACUUCUUGCAGAGGGCUGCUGAGCUGCUGUGUGUUCCUGCUGAAGAGCUUCAAACAUGUUUAAGAGUAAGAACUCUGAAGGCGGGGAAGCAAAGCGUGCUCAAGCCGUGCUCUCAGGCAGAGUGCAGUGUGACGAGAGACUGUCUAGCCAAAGUCAUUUACGCCCAGUUAUUUGAAUGGCUGGUUACAUUCAUCAACAACAGCAUAUGUGCUGAUAAAUCAACGUGGUGCAACUUCAUAGGAGUCCUAGAUGUGUACGGCUUUGAAUGUUUUCAGACCAAUAACCUGGAGCAGCUAUGCAUCAACUACGCCAAUGAGAAACUCCAGCAGCACUUUGUGGCUCAUUAUCUCAGAGCUCAGCAGGAGGAGUAUGUGUCAGAGGGUUUGCAGUGGUCCUUUGUCAAAUACCAAGACAAUCAAAGUUGCCUCGAUCUUUUAGAGGGAAGCCCCAUCAGUGUGUUCUCUCUUCUUAAUGAGGAGAGUCGUCUAAAUCGAGCCUUGGAUGCAAAAACGUUCCGAGUCCGUCUGGAGAAGGAGCUGUGUGACAAUGCUAACAUCAGCUGGGACAAGUUCAGCAAGGUGCCGCACUUCACUGUGGCCCACUACGCCGGCAAAGUUGGCUAUCAGAUAGAAGGCAUGGCGGAGAAAAACAAGGACCCAGUGCCACCAGAGCUAAUUAGCCUGCUUCAAAAGUCCAACAACCAGCUUCUUCACCAGAUCUUCAAAGACAAUGAAACUGAGAGUCAGAUUAAAAAGGGGCCUGGUAAAACCACUGUGGUCUCCAAGUUUAAGAACUCACUGGAGACCCUGAUGAAAAUCCUCCACUCCACAACUCCUCACUACACUCGCUGCAUCAAGCCAAACCCUGAGUGCAAGCCACUGACUUUCAAGAAGGAGGAGGUUAUCAUUCAGCUAGAGGCCUGUGGGAUUGUGGAGACCAUCCAUAUUAGUGCUGCUGGAUUUCCAAUAAGGAUUCCUUUCCAAAGCUUCCUGCAACGUUACACACUGAUCGCUAAACACAUAAAGUCGGGGGGUCACAGUGUUGUGUUAGAUUUGGAAGCUGACACUUGUCCUCAGCGACAUGUGGAGAAGAUCCUCAGUGUGGCGUUGAAACACCGCUGUCUGAGUGAAGAACACAGUACAUUGGUGCAUUGUGGGAGGACUAAAGUUUUUCUCACACAAGUGAUGCUAGAUUUACUGGAAGAUCAGAGGAAGAAGAUCCUGUCUCACUGCGCCUUUACCAUUCAGUGCUGUUGGCUACGGUACCAGCGGGGCAGACGACACACCCACCGCCAGUCUGCUACUUUGAUCCAAGCAGCGGUGCGGUCCUGGCUAGUCAGAAAUCGUGUCCGGAGAUGGAACAGAGCAGCUGGAGUCAUCCAGAGCACCUGGAGGAAGUGGAGGUUACUCUUGAAAUCCUUGGCUGAAGCAGAACUUGAUGACGCAAAGGACCUGGUGGAGGAGGAUACACCCGCACUGACUCCUGUCGUCAGAGAACGGGGCUCAGUACAGCUCUCCACCAUCCCGGAGCCCGUCACGGUGCAACGGUGGCCCAUGGGCCUGGCUCUAGCCUCUGCACCGUCCAUGACUGUGUCUUUGACAGCCACAGGCUUCCAGAAGAUGAUGUCUGUCAUUGCCUCCCUCAACUUGCCAUCCAGGAGGGGAGAGUACCAGGUGAAGACCAACCAGUACACGGAGGAACUCGCCUCCAUAAGGGCUCAGCCCAAGGGAUCCGUAAAGCUGCACUGUCAGCGAUCUCCGCUUCUCUACGCUGACAGGCAGCCGGACCUGAAGAGCGACGUGACGGGGUUCAAUGAGAUCCUGCUAGAGAAAACUCUGUAACCGCUCCCUCAGUGCAAAACGCUACUUGCAGUGAAGCAGCUGCUUCUCCAUAAUCUGACAUGAAACAUGAAAACAUGGUAUUAUUUCAUGCUGCUACUGCGUAUGUAGGUUAAAACACUAAUUGCCACGUUUGUUUGUUUUUGGUUUUCUUUUUUUUAAACGAAGGUCGAAACUGAUCUUACCCUGACUUACAGGGAUGAAGGGAAUUAUAAAACCUGCAUCCUUGCAUAAUUAUUAUUUAUCAGAAGUGUUUAUGUAAGCUGGUGCAGUGCUAAAAAUCACCUCCAGUUGCCUUACGGCCCCAGAGAUGACAAAAUAUAUAUAAAUAUAUCACCUAAAAUUCCAAAUCUGAGUCAGGAGAGUGGAUACAAUCCUCAGCUGCAUUUAAGAUAACGUACCCCCUUUUUUUUCAUUUCUUUUACAGAAAGAAAUGAAGUACCAUUCACAUUUCUCUGUGAAUGGUACUCAUGGCCAUUGAUCAGUGGGCUUU
This is a messenger RNA of Neolamprologus brichardi, 3549 nucleotides long. RefSeq names its product myosin XIX (gene myo19). Lineage: Eukaryota; Metazoa; Chordata; Actinopteri; Cichliformes; Cichlidae. Gene Ontology annotation, biological process: actin filament organization. Gene Ontology annotation, cellular component: membrane; myosin complex; actin cytoskeleton. The record is from RefSeq and is a predicted model, not a curated record. Gene Ontology annotation, molecular function: actin filament binding; microfilament motor activity; ATP binding.